Messenger RNA from Trichoderma aggressivum f. europaeum, 1344 nucleotides. RefSeq lists its product as uncharacterized. The record is from RefSeq and is a predicted model, not a curated record. NCBI's taxonomy places the organism in Eukaryota, Fungi, Ascomycota, Sordariomycetes, Hypocreales, Hypocreaceae. Gene Ontology annotation, molecular function: ATP binding; succinate-CoA ligase (ADP-forming) activity; metal ion binding. Gene Ontology annotation, cellular component: mitochondrion; succinate-CoA ligase complex. Gene Ontology annotation, biological process: tricarboxylic acid cycle; succinyl-CoA metabolic process. The transcript is spliced from 4 exons. The coding region runs from base 1 to 1344 and encodes 447 amino acids.
AUGUUCAACAUUGGCCGUAGCCGCGCGGCGGCGUCGGCGCUCAGUGCCGCAAAGCGCCACGCCACUCCUUCUGUCCGACUGCCCGGCGUCGCUCAGCAGCGACGAGCUCUCAGCAUCCACGAGUACCUGUCCGCCGACCUCCUGAGAAAGUAUGGCGUAGGCGUUCCCAAGGGCGCCGUGGCCAAGACGGCCGCCGAGGCCAAGUCUGUGGCCAAGGAGAUUGGUACCGGCGACCUGGUCAUCAAGGCCCAGGUCCUCGCCGGUGGACGAGGAAAGGGAACCUUUGACAACGGCCUCAAGGGCGGUGUCCGUGUCAUCUACUCCCCCCACGAGGCCGAGAUGUUUGCCCAGCAGAUGAUUGGCCACAAGCUCAUCACCAAGCAGACGGGCGCCGGCGGCCGUCUGUGCAAUGCCGUCUACAUUUGCGAGCGCAAGUUUGCCCGCCGCGAGUUCUACCUGGCUAUCCUGAUGGACCGUGCUUCCCAGACCCCCGUCAUCGUCUCGUCGUCCCAGGGAGGUGUCGACAUUGAGACCGUUGCCAAGGAGCAGCCCGAUGCCAUCACUACGACCUACAUCGACAUCAACACCGGCGUGACCGACGAGAUUGCUCGCGGCAUCGCCACCGGCCUGGGCUUCAGCGAGCAGUGCGUCGAGGACGCCAAGGACACCAUCCAGAAGCUCUACAAGAUCUUCCUCGAGCGUGACGCCACCCAGAUCGAGAUCAACCCCCUGUCCGAGACGUCGGACCACCAGGUCCUCUGCAUGGACGCCAAGUUUGGCUUCGACGACAACGCCGACUACCGCCAGCAGGAGGUUUUCGAGUGGCGCGACACUACCCAGGAGGACCCCGACGAGGUCCGUGCCGCCCAGUCCAACCUCAACUUCAUCAAGCUGGACGGCGACAUUGGCUGCCUCGUCAACGGUGCCGGCCUCGCCAUGGCCACCAUGGACAUCAUCAAGCUCAACGGCGGCCAGCCCGCCAACUUCCUCGACGUCGGCGGUGGCGCCACUCCCGCCGCCAUCCGAGAGGCCUUUGAGCUCAUCACCAGCGACCCCAAGGUCAGCGCCAUCUUCGUCAACAUCUUUGGCGGCAUCGUCCGCUGCGACGCCAUCGCCACCGGCCUGAUCCGCACCGUCGAGGCCCUCAACCUCAAGAUCCCCAUCAUUGCCCGUCUGCAGGGUACCAACGUCGAGCUUGCCCACCAGAUCAUCAACGAGUCUGGUAUGAAGAUCUUUUCUAUUGAUGACCUGCAGAGCGCCGCCGAGAAGGCCGUGCAGCUGUCCAAGGUUGUCAAGCUGGCCCGCGACAUUGACGUUGGUGUUGAGUUCACCCUGGGUAUCUAG